AUGGCCGCGGCGUCCCGAGAUGAUGGGCCGAAGCUUGAGCGCUUUGAUGGUACGCAGCCUGCUACUUACAGGAAGUGGCGGCGGAAGGCGGAGCUGAUGCUAAUGGCGUUGCCGAACACGUACUCUAAGGAAAAGUGGGGUGCCAAACUCAUGGAACAGCUUUCUGGUGAAGCAGAAGAGGUUUGUGAAGCGAUACCGGUGGAAAAGCUGAUCAAGGAGGGUGGCCACGAACUUGUCCUGAAGGCCUUGGACGAUAAGUACAAGGAGCUGGACAAGGAUGCACUUCACAAGCACUUGACGGAGUACUUCUAUGGCGUCAGCAUCAAAGGCGGCGAGACCUACAGGAACCUGAUGGUGAGGCUGGAGACCAGUUACCGACGGCUUCAAGAACACACCGUGGAGCUUCCAGAAGAAGUCCGAGGAUGGUUUCUGCUACGCAAACUGGGAAUGGAUGCCACAGCUGAGGCGAUGGUUCUCACACACACCAAGGGGUCGUUGAAGUACCCACAAGUGAGCAAAGCUGUGAACGACAUCUUUCCCCAAGGUGUUGCGAAGGGUGCGUCAUCCAAGGUGAAGGAAGUCUUCGAGGUGGAGAAUGUGCCGGAGAACUCCGGCGACACCGAGUAUGACGACGUGGAUGAAGUGUACCAGGCAGUGGCAGAUCAAGUGCAGAGCAACCCGGAGUACGAUGAUGAGGAUGCACUUGAUGUCUUUGAAACUUACAAGGAGGUUCGCAAACAGGUUCAGCAGCGCAAGCUGGGCAGAGGAUACAAGCCCCAUGGCCAGCGACCGGAGUGGACGCUGUCAGGGACAGUAAAGGGCCGCAUCGAGCAGUUGAAGAUGAAGACAAAGUGCCAUGGAUGCGGAGAGCGAGGGCAUUGGAAAAAGGAGUGCCCGAAGCGUAAAAGCGCAUCGAGUGGCAAUGCCAAGGAAGCGAUGAUGGCCGAUCUGUCAGGUGGCAGUGCGCGAGACCUCGAGCAGGAGUUCUUCAUAGAUGAGGAGAGCAUAGACCAGCUGGAGGUGUUCCUAGCAGAGCAGGGCGAUCAGGUGGACGUGAUAGUUGCACCAAAGUGCGAAAGCAUCAACGAGAAUGACGAAGUGAGAGGGGACUUUGAGCAAGGGCUCAUGAAGUUUUUUUCCAUCGCGCAUGACUCAGACGCCAGAUCGAGUGAAGCAUACAUGGCCGAUCUUGCGAGUCACGGGGAUGUGUCGCAGAAGCAAGCAAAGACGCAUGAGGUGAAUGCCGCGGCAAUGAGCUACACCGGCAACGAGAGCGAUGUGCCGAUGAUCUCGGAGUUCGUUGUGAGGACUCCCCUGGUGGAGAGGUUGGUGGCGGACUUGGCGCCACAGCUGCAGGGAGCAGAGUCUGCGACGAUUGCAACCACCAUUCUGGAUGCAGCGUCCGAUCACAGCGACGACGAGCCAGAAGGGCUCGUCAGCGGGCUCAGCGGAGAUCUGUUGCUGAACAUUGGCAAGUACGAGAAAAUGAAGGUGGCAAUGAAGUUCAGCACAGCUUACAUCAACGACAAGAAGUACAUCGCCUGGGUGAGGAAGUUCAUCAAGGACAAGGAGUCAAGGAAUGGCAAGUCGGAAUGCCAUCCGACAAUGGGGCUCUUCCGCCUCUACAUAGAGUUGCGCGACCAAGUGAAAAGCCGCCGUCUCAGGAGUGCUGCACCGUCGACACAAAGGGCAGUGCGGGAGGCAACGAGCGGAUAUGGGAGCAGCGAUCAGGCACCAUUGGUGCCAGCGACAACACCGUUGCUUCAGCUGCGUGCCAAGGCGAAGAGCCAGGCAAGGCCGUCCUCUUCAGCAGCGAGUGCUUGGCCGGCGACCGUGAGUGCAGAGCCCGAGGCGAGCAUGGAUGCGAAUCAGUUGCGUCGCAUGCAGAUCCAACAGCGAAUCGAAGCCUUGUCGAACGAGCUGGAGGCGCUGAACGAGAUGCUCGACCUAUGA
Messenger RNA from Symbiodinium sp. CCMP2592, 1953 nucleotides. Lineage: Eukaryota; Dinophyceae; Suessiales; Symbiodiniaceae. The record is from the annotation of a GenBank genome assembly.